This is a messenger RNA of Caenorhabditis elegans, 1325 nucleotides long. It is a transcript of the gene jbts-14, whose product is annotated as Transmembrane protein 237 homolog. The record is from RefSeq and is marked reviewed. The coding region runs from base 4 to 1203 and encodes 399 amino acids. The transcript has 8 exons. Gene Ontology annotation, cellular component: cilium; membrane. Lineage: Eukaryota; Metazoa; Nematoda; Chromadorea; Rhabditida; Rhabditidae.
AAGAUGCCCCCAACAAGUCGUCCAGUUCCUCCACCUCCCAAAAGAAGAAUCAGCGAGUCAUCCUCGUCAUCAGAUGAUGAACUUACUGGCAAUAAUUCCUUUCGUGAAAAUCAACAAAGACGAUUUCGAGAAAAUAACGAGGUGGGAAACAUAAGCGAUAGCGAUAAUGACGAAGUGUUCUCUCAUCAAGAAUCUCAGUCGGUUGGAUUUAUUGAAACAGAUGAAGAACGGCAGCGUGAAGAACACGCACAAAAUUCAAAUUUGCGAAAUCGAAGAGUUUCGUAUGGUAAGAUUCCGGUGCCUCCAAUGUCAAUGACAGUUGAAGACAUUCAGGAAGCUGCAAAACAUAGCAGGGAAGAUCCAAGUGGUGAAACAGUAGAAGUGAGGAGACCUAACGAUCCUAGGAGAUCAUCAGUCAGCCUCGACGUGUUCAAAAGUUUUCGUGAUCCUCACGACAAAAGAAAUAUGCCGGCAAAGGAUAAAACCAUUUACGUUGAAGGCCCAAAUGGAAAGUUUCGAGAAAUGAAAAAAGGAAAAUUUUGGAACAGAGAUAAAUUUGACUCUCCAAAAAAAGACGCAGAAAAAAAACAGGAUGAAGAUUCAGUUAUACCGUUUUUAUUGAAAGCACCUGGUCAAGCGUAUAGAACGCAAAGAGUAUAUAAUCAGAUCGCAAACAUUAUACAAGGGUUUCUUGCUGGAAUUUCCGUUAUGCUGGCUAUUUUCUCAUUUAAUUUGGAACCAGAGGUUUUACUAACUGGGUAUCGUUACAUGAGCCUUCCAAUCCAUGCUGGUUUCAUGGUGGCUUUCACUGUUGGUUUGGUAUCUGCAAUAGACAGAACUGGAAUUUACGAAGUGGAACAUUUCACUUCCAGAACACGUCUCACCGCAACAGUUUACAAUAAUGGACUUAUCACAUUCAUUGUAUGGUUUGUUGGAUUGGUUUCAACACUUUUGUGCAUCCAAUUGGAAAGUCAACUCGCAUUUGCGCCAACAAGAAUCCCUUCCGAAGACCUAGUUCACCACUGGAGAGUUUUCAACGUGUUGAGGGCUCUCACAUCAGGUCUUGGGUUUUUGUUGCUGGCAUUCAAACCUGAUUCUGAUACAAUGGCAAAGGAAUUGAGAGAAGCAAUUUACGAACAAUUGGAACUUGUGACUUCGGAUCCAGAAAGAAGGAGAGUCAUUAUUACAGCAAUGAAAAUUUAAAAAAAAAGAAAGAUAAAGUUAAAAUAAAAUAUCUGAUAAACGUGUUUAUCUUAUUUUGUGUUUGUUUAUUUUAAGAUUUAUAUUUUAUUUAAAUGCAACAUCAAUAAAGUCGUCAGAUUUUU